AUGAAAGUCGAAGCUGCAAAUGAGAAGUUGAGAAUUACUAAAACCGAAUUGGGAAGAACUAAAGCCGAACUCGACCAACUCCAACAGAACUUUGACUAUCUUAAGAAUAAUGCCGACACUGAUGCUGUUGAUAAGAAGAAACUCAAUAAAACUGUCAAUGAGAGCAAUAAGAAGAUUGAGGAACUGUGUGCCAAAGUCGACGAACUUUCUGAUGUUAUUACAAGAAGAGGACAAGAAGUUGCUGAAGCCAAUGAAGAAUAUGAAAUUGUCAAGAAAGACAAAUUUGUGAAAGAAAAAGAGGCAAAGAAGUUGAAAGCAGAAAACGAUGAAAUUAAAGAAGAGGUGAAGAACUUAGCGAAUGACAAAGACCAACUUUCUUCUGAAAAGAAGAAGCUUCAAGACCAAUAUGACCAACUCAUUAACUUGGUCUCUGGGCAUGAAGAUGAGACCAACAACUUGAAUGGUUCAAUCAAAAGGUUACAAAGACACUUAGAAGCAAAUAACAGUGAGUUGAUUGAGUUGAGAGACAGAACAGCUAAAGACAAGAAGAAAAUAGCCAAUUUGGAACAACAAAUACAAGACCUUGAAGAGAGACCAGUUGAGACUUCAAAUAUUGACCAAACUGAGGUCAUCAAGAGAGACAACCAAAUUGCUGAUUUGGAAAAGGCAGUUGCUGCUUUGAAAGAUCAGAACACUCAACUUGAUGCUAUUAAGGCACAUGAAGCACAAAAGAAGAUGGCUUUGGACGACAAAGCGGAUGAUGAGAAGACUGCCGCGGACCAAUCUGAUAGAAGAAAGAAGAUGGAAGACCAAGUCAAAGCACACAAUGCACAAGUCUCGUCGUUUAAAGUCCAAAUCAGUGCACCAGCUUCUGUUGUUCAAGAAGAAGAGAAGAACAUGUUGAAUGCAAGAAUUGCUGGAAUUCAAACUCAACUUGAUGAAGAAAGACAGAAGGUCUAUAGUGCAGAUGCUGCUCGAAAGGCUGCUGAGAGCAAAUUGCUGGAAACCAAUGAGUUGACCGUCCAAGUUCAUCAACUCACAGAGGAGAAGAAGAAGAAGAAGAAGAAUGAAAAUGAUUUAGAGGAAAUGGACAAGAUGAUCAACGACUUGAAUGCUGAAGUCGACAUGGCACAGAGACAACUUGACACUGCAAAUGAUGACAGAGAUUACGAGAAAGAUAUCGCUAAAAUCACAGUCAAAGCUGAAACUAUCGAGAAGAACGUCCAGAUGGCUGAACAAGAGAAGGUCAAGACUAUGAGAAAUAUUAAAACAGUUUCUGAAGAAUUGAUGAGAACAAAGACCGAACUCGACGAAAAACAAGACGAAUGCGACAAACUUGAAGACGACUUGUCUGAAAUGAAGACUGAAUUGGAGGCUCUUGAACAAGCUGCGAAGACUUAUAAACAGUCGAAGAACACCUAUGAGAAGAAAUUGACUGAGUUGAAUGAACAACUCGAUCUUGAAAGAACUACUGAUCAACAGGCUAAAGCACAGAAGAAGAAAUAUGUAGACAAACUCAGAGAAGUGAUGGAGAACGAAAACGAAUUUGGUGAAUAUAAGGAACAAGCCGAGAAGUCGAUUCACUCGUUAAUUGCUCAAAAGGCUGAUUUACAGAAGGAACUUGAGAAGGAGAGAGCUAUGAAACAAGAGGUCGACAAAGAAAUUCAAAGACUUGGAGCCAAAGUCAUUGAUUCAGAAGCUAAAUUGGUGGACGCUGGUGCUACUGGAGCUUCCAUUGCUAAAUUGAAAGCAAAAUAA
Molecule: messenger RNA, 1758 nt
Organism: Entamoeba invadens IP1
Lineage: Eukaryota; Evosea; Mastigamoebida; Endamoebidae
Product: coiled-coil domain containing protein, putative
Exons: 5
Coding region: 1-1758 (585 amino acids)
Source: RefSeq, a predicted model, not a curated record